AUGAGGAGACAGUUGGAGCGAGAAAUGAGAGGCCUAUGGGUUGGGCCGAUGCCUGUUCAAGAAUUUAUGGAUGAUUUUUUACCCUUGAGCGACAUCAACCCAAUGCCUAAAGUGCCAGAAGACCUCAUUCAAAGCUUGCCAUCGACGGGAGACAAGACGAUGCCGACCAAACUGAUCGUACAACGCGCAGGACUGUUCCCUGGUCUGAAGCUCGUUGACACAUCGAAUCACCACGACAACAACGCAGACGACCACAAGAAAAUCAGGCCUGACAUGUCUGCGUAUCUCAGCAAGGUCGCCACCGCCAAGAACGUUAUUCGAUUCGAGGCGGAAGAAUUAAUGUUUGAGCUCAAGCCUCCUUCAGCACCGGCGCAUCCAUUCAAAGACCCCAAACCUACCGCGACUACAGAGCAGUUGACAGAACACUCGUUCGAGACGAAUACGGACGCCGGAAUCUUGUGUCGAGGGCAGAUCGCGUCAUAUUUCACAGAGUGGUUCAGUCGCCAGCAUCGCACGCACGGGUUUUUGGUCUACGUUGCGAACGACGGGAUGCGGUUUAUCAGAGCCGACCGCUCUGGGGCGAUCGUUUCUCGGUCAUUUGACUGGCGACAGGAACCACAAACUUUCGCAGAAUUUCUCUGGCGAUUCGCUCACCUCACACCUGAGCAACGUGGACGUGACACAACCGUGCGUCCUGCCACACCACGCGAAAAAGGUCUCGCUCAUCUCAACCUACGACCUUGGGAGCCCAAGAAGGAACGGCCCAUCAUCGUUCUUCAAGUACCUGAAGACCAAGGUGGAUUCCGUGAGGUCAUUGCUUGGGGAGCGAUGGCCGACGCGGAUUCGCUGACUGGUAGAGCAACGCGUGCUUGGCCGGUAUACGACCUCAAGCUCGAGAAGGUCGUCUUUCUGAAGGAUUCUUGGCGCUCCCUUGUGGUGGGAAUGGAGAAAGAAUCAGAGAUUCUAUCGGAUCUCAAUAAGGCAGGCGUGCGCAACGUUCCGAAGCUCAUCUGCGGCGACGACAUUGACGGUCACCUCACACUCACCCAAAAAUUCAUUUCCAAGCCUUGGAACGCUGGCGGGACGGGGAUCACCUCUCGCGCUCAACAUCGCUUUCUCGAAGAUUUUGUUGGCAAACAUCUAUGCCACUUUACCUCAUCGAAACAACUGAUGCAAGCUGUUUAUGAUGCGUUUAUCGCUCAUCAAGACGCAUAUGAAAAGUGCGGAAUACUUCAUCGCGACGUGAGCGGAAACAAUGUUAUGAUGAAGGAUGACGGAAGAGGAAUCCUUAAUGACUGGGAUCAAGCCAGAAGAGUUGCCGAUAUGGCCAGUGGUCCUCGACAGCUGUUCCGUUCGGGAACUUGGCAUUUUAUGUCAGUUUUGCUUCUCGAAAAUCCGGAUAAACUACAAGACCUUCAAGACGAUAUUGAAUCCUUCGUCUACGUUGUUUUGUUUCACGUCCUUCGAUAUGUGAAUCAUACCCAAGUGCAUAAGAUCCAUUCCAUCAUGGAGGAGAUAUUCGACGACUGCAAAUUAGAUGAUCAUGGCAACUUUACAGGGGGGCGCGGAAAGAGGUCUUUACUCUUCGAUUCAGGGGAACUUGGUCCCGAUUUUGCUGUCGUCGACAACACGCCCUUGCAACAAUGGCUCCUGUUCGCAUUCGAAGCCGCAGCAGAUUGGCUGUCGUACGCGACUCUUCGGACACGUAAGUACCUUCGGGCUCGAGGGUUGCGGCGGACCAUUAUGAGGCAACUGUACGAAGGCAGUUCGGAUUCGGGGGUGGAUCAACCUCAGCCCGAUACUGCUGAUCCCUCCGACGCUACCGUACAUCUCAUUUUUCAUGACCAUCGCAGGCUAGGGGCUAUAUGGCAAUCCAUCCUUGACAAAGGCAACUGGCCUCAAGACGAUGGACCUGUUGAUAACCUCUCAAAGUCGUCGCUUCUGAAACGUACACGCAACGACGACCCCUUCAACCUUGACGUUGGAUCUCCUCUCAAGAAACACCGGACAACUUUGUCCACCCCCUACGCGACUUCGGCACCAGCCCACGCACCACUGCGAAAUUUCGUAGGUGGGGCGACUGUUCCAGCGCCACCCAUACCUCCACGGUCCUCAAUUCGGCUAAGUCGAAAAGCAGCUAGAAAAUCUGGGUUAUCUCUUGGAGGUGGUUGUUGA
Laccaria bicolor S238N-H82 is the source of this 2175-nucleotide messenger RNA. RefSeq lists its product as uncharacterized. The record is from RefSeq and is a predicted model, not a curated record. Lineage: Eukaryota; Fungi; Basidiomycota; Agaricomycetes; Agaricales; Hydnangiaceae. The transcript is spliced from 4 exons. Bases 1 to 2175 code for a protein of 724 amino acids.